AUGGCAUCCACGGACGCUAGCGAGCACUGCCGCCUUGUGGUCCUCUGCUCCGGAUCGGGUACUAACCUUCAGGCCGUCAUUGACGCCAUUGCAGCCGGCACGAUCCCCAACAGCAAGAUCAAGAGGGUCAUCGUCAACAGGAAGAACGCCUUCGCGGUCCAGAGGGCGGAGAAGGCGGGCAUCCCCACCACAUACUUCAACCAAGUCUCGGGGGGCUUCACGCAAAAGGGCGAGAAGGACGAAACUAAGCUGAAGGAGGGCCGCGCCCGCUACGACGCGGCGUUGGCCGAAAUUGUUCUCCAGGACAAGCCGGAUCUCAUCGUUCUGGCCGGAUGGAUGGCCAUCUUCACGUCGAGCUUCCUGCGGCCUCUUGACGCAGCUGGUGUUCCCGUCAUCAACCUGCAUCCCGCGCUACCCGGCGCUUAUGACGGUGCCAACGCCAUCGGCAGGGCAUACGACGACUUCAAGGCCGGCAAAUUGAAGAACAACUGCACCGGGGCUAUGAUUCACUACGUCAUCGAGGCCGUAGACAGAGGAGAGCCUAUUCUGGUCGAGGAGGUUGAGGUCCGCGAAAGCGACAGCUUGGCAGACCUGGAAGAACGCAUGCACAGCGUUGAGCACCAGAUCAUUGUGAAAGCCACGGCCAAGGUCGUUCAGGAGAUCCUAGCCAAGAAGAAGCAGCAUUGA
Molecule: messenger RNA, 687 nt
Organism: Colletotrichum spaethianum
Lineage: Eukaryota; Fungi; Ascomycota; Sordariomycetes; Glomerellales; Glomerellaceae
Product: phosphoribosylglycinamide formyltransferase
Exons: 3
Coding region: 1-687 (228 amino acids)
Biological process (GO): 'de novo' IMP biosynthetic process
Cellular component (GO): cytoplasm
Molecular function (GO): phosphoribosylglycinamide formyltransferase activity
Source: RefSeq, a predicted model, not a curated record